AAACUUUGCAAACAAAUGAGGAGGAGGAGGAGGAGGAGAGUUUAAGCAACGAGGAGUGACUGCAGGCACUGGCAUUGCUGUGGAAAGCCACGUCCACUGUAGGGAGGACAAGCUGUUAAAAAUCUUUUGGAUUUCUGCAUAUUUCAACCCUGGCCAGCCUGACCAAGCUGCCACAGGUGACUCAGGGAGCAAAGCCGUGGAUCCCACUGCAGCCAGGCUCGUCCUUCCCUUGCUUCCAGCCUUGCUCCAAAAGAUCUUAGUCCAGGGAUCAAAGCUCUUGUUUUGGAAGGCGUGUUUCGUUUAGUUAAAGAGAAGGAUUUUGGGUUUAGGAGCGGUGUUGUGCUGUGUUUGCCUGGCUUCUCCUGCCUGCUAGGCUCGGGAGUUUGGGAUGGGACACCCUGCACCUCAGCAUUUCCCUUCACUCAAAUAAAGAAAGGGACAAAAGGAACGAAACUUUUCCUCUCCGGUAUUUUUUCUCACUGCCCGGGGCCUCGGCCAUCAGCCCAAAGCACGGGAACGGGAGCGAGCGGGCAGCCGGCUCCCGCACCAUCCCAAACCGCCGGUGAAGCCCCGCAAAAGCCUUUAUCCCUGCCGAGGGAGGGUGAGGGCAUGCCGCCGGCAGGUGCCGGGUGCCCGGGAGCGCCACCGGAGCGUCCCGGAGCCGCGGAACGAAACCGCACGGCGCUGCUGCCCGCGGCGCGGCCGUGCCCGUUCUGCACCGCCGUUCUCCCGGGAGGCUCCGCACCGCGAACCCGCGGACCCGGCGCCUUCUCUGCCCCCUCUGCACCGGGGAACCCGCCGCCUUCUCCCGGCACCCUUUACACCGGACACCGGGGGUCGCGGGGACCCGGCGCCUUCUCCCGGGACACGCUGCACCGAGUCCCCGAGGAGCCGGGGACCCUCCGCAGCGGGGGGCCGGUGCCUCCUCCUGGCACCCUCUGCACCGCGGACCCGGGGAUCUGGCGCCUUCUCCCGGGACCGUCCGCAGAGGGAACUCGGGGACCCGGUGCUUUCUCCCCGGGACCCUCCGCACCGGGGAUCCCGGGAUCCAGGGACCCGGCGGCUUCUCCUGGCACCCUUUGCACUGAGAAUCCAGGGACCCUCCGCACCAAGAACCCGGGGACCCAGGGACCCGGUGCCUUCUCCCAGGGACCCUCCGCACCGGGAAUCCAGGGUCCCGGUGACUUCUCCCGGGAUCCUCCGCACCGGGAAACCGAGGAGCCUCCGCAGCGGGCACGGGGGGACCCAGCGCCUUCUCCCGGCCCCCUCCUGGCAGCGGGAAGCCCGGCUCCGUGCGCCGCUCCGGAGCAUCCCCGCUCCGUUCCCGGAGCAUCCCCGCUCCAUCCCCGCUCCGCUCCGGCCAAGGAAAACCCGGUCCCCGCGAGGCCCCGCCCCCCGAGCCCCGCCCCGUGCUGCGAUUGGCUGAGAGCGCGCUGGGGGCGUGGCCGGCGGGGCCGUAUUAAACGUGCCAUGGCCGCCCGCAAAAAGGGGCCGCGGGCGGGCGGGAGCGCAGUGCGAGCGGAGCGGGCACCGGGCACGGCCUCGCCACGGAUCUUACCCCUUCUCCGCACCGGCACCUCGCUGGCGGCCGCCGCAGGUAAGAGUCGCCUCCUUCCCCGCGUCUCUCCCCGAGGAGCGGAGGCGAUGCGCGGCACGCGCGCUGUCGCGAUACCCCCGCGAUAGAAGCGUCCGGCUCGGAGAAGAGGGGAACUCCAC
This is a messenger RNA of Passer montanus (Eurasian tree sparrow), 1716 nucleotides long. Its product is annotated as basic proline-rich protein-like. The coding region runs from base 610 to 1683 and encodes 357 amino acids. The transcript is spliced from 2 exons. NCBI's taxonomy places the organism in Eukaryota, Metazoa, Chordata, Aves, Passeriformes, Passeridae. The record is from RefSeq and is a predicted model, not a curated record.